Molecule: messenger RNA, 433 nt
Organism: Cololabis saira (Pacific saury)
Lineage: Eukaryota; Metazoa; Chordata; Actinopteri; Beloniformes; Belonidae
Product: histone H2B-like
Exons: 1
Coding region: 4-378 (124 amino acids)
Cellular component (GO): nucleosome
Molecular function (GO): protein heterodimerization activity; structural constituent of chromatin; DNA binding
Source: RefSeq, a predicted model, not a curated record
AACAUGCCUGAACCCGCCAAGUCCGCGCCCAAGAAGGGCUCCAAGAAAGCCGUGACCAAGACCGCCGGGAAAGGCGGCAAGAAGAGGAGAAAGAGCAGGAAGGAGAGCUACGCCAUCUACGUGUACAAGGUGCUGAAGCAGGUCCACCCCGACACCGGCAUCUCCUCCAAGGCCAUGGGCAUCAUGAACUCGUUCGUCAACGACAUCUUUGAGCGCAUCGGCUCCGAAGCGUCUCGUCUGGCUCACUACAACAAACGCUCCACCAUCACCUCCAGGGAGAUCCAGACCGCCGUGCGCCUCCUGCUGCCCGGGGAGCUGGCCAAGCACGCCGUGUCCGAGGGAACCAAGGCCGUCACCAAGUACACCAGCUCCAAGUAGACCAACACCCAAUACAAACCAACGGCUCUUUUAAGAGCCACACACCCAAUCUGGA